Molecule: messenger RNA, 2284 nt
Organism: Magallana angulata
Lineage: Eukaryota; Metazoa; Mollusca; Bivalvia; Ostreida; Ostreidae
Product: S-adenosyl-L-methionine-dependent tRNA 4-demethylwyosine synthase TYW1-like
Exons: 1
Coding region: 41-2110 (689 amino acids)
Biological process (GO): wybutosine biosynthetic process
Molecular function (GO): 4 iron, 4 sulfur cluster binding; FMN binding; catalytic activity
Source: RefSeq, a predicted model, not a curated record
AAUAACUUUGUGAUCAUAUACAUUUGACAGUUGUUAGAAAAUGUUUGAAGGAUUGCUUUCCUCAUAUUUGGAAGUGUUUUAUAGCGUUCUACUGGGUCUAAUUGGGGUAAUCUCUGUGUAUUUCUAUGCACGAAUCAAGAAUGGAAAACAAACCCCAAAAUCAAAUGUUGACCAAAAGGCAAAGUCUACCUUGAAAUCCACUGCAAAAUGUACAAAGUCUAAAGGAGAGAAAGAAAUAUUACCCGAUCAAAAGAACAAAAUCAAGAUACUUUAUGGAACUCAAACGGGGAAGUCGAAGCAUUUUGCAGAAAAUUUAUCCAAAGAUGGUACUUACAAAGGAUACAAUUGUGAAGUAAUUGACUUGAAAAACUAUGAUCCAGAUGAACAACUGGAUAGUGAAGGUGAAAACACAACAUGCCUUGUGGUUUUCAUAUCUACAUACACGGAGGGAACACCCCCUGAAGGUGCUGAAUGGUUUGUGAAGUGGUUGGAAGAAAGUGCAUCCGAUUUUCGAGUACAAAAGAGUUUAUUGUCAAACUUACAUUAUGCUGUGUUUGGACUUGGGAAUUCUUUGUAUAGUGAAAAUUUUAAUACAGUAGCAAAACAUGUAGAUCAUUGUUUGCAUAAACUUUCUGGACAUCGCAUUUUAAGUGUAGGACUUGGAGAUGAAAAUGUGUCUCAAAGCAGGCACAAGUCACUUGAAAAUGAUUAUGUUGCAUGGAAACGAGACUUCUGGAAAAAGUUGAAAGAAGUCAAUUAUGUUUUUGCUUCUAAAGACUUGGAAAAGAAUUGCAAGAAUGAAGGUCAAUGCAACUGUCAAGACGAGGAUACUGCUUCAGAAAAUACAGGAAUUGAAAGUGAUGAUGAAUUACAAGAAGACCCAACUGAUAAUGAAAUUGUUGAUGUUGAAGAUCUAGGAAGAGUCAUGGGAUCAGGAAAAACAUCCACAAAAUUGAAUCCCUUAAAAGAUGAACCUGCAGAGAUGAUAACCCCACUCAUUAAGAAAUCACUGGAAAAACAAGGCUACAAGUUGAUAGGAACACACUCUGGUGUCAAACUUUGCAGAUGGACAAAAUCAAUGCUACGUGGUAGAGGAGGAUGUUAUAAACACACUUUUUAUGGCAUUGAAAGUCAUAGGUGUAUGGAAACAACACCAAGCCUUGCAUGUGCCAACAAAUGUGUUUUCUGCUGGAGACACCACACCAACCCAGUGGGCACAGAAUGGCGAUGGAAAAUGGAUGAUGCUGAAUUUGUCUUUAAUGGUGCAUUACAAAAUCAUGUGGCUCUUAUCAAGCAGUUCAAAGGUGUACCUGGGGUUCAGCCUGAGAGGUUUUUAGAGGGAUUAACACCUCAGCAUUGUGCCUUGUCAUUAGUUGGAGAACCCAUAAUGUAUCCAAAAAUUAACAAAUUCAUAGACCUCCUGCAUGACAAAGGGAUUUCAACAUUCAUGGUUACAAAUGCCCAGUUUCCAGAUGCCAUUAGAGACCUAUCUCCAGUAACUCAGUUGUAUGUCAGUGUAGACGCCAGUACUAAAGAUAGUCUAAAAAAGAUUGAUCGCCCUUUGUUUCGUGAUUUCUGGGAUAGGUUUUUGGAAAGUCUUGACGCUUUGUCAGCGAAAAAUCAAAGAACAGUUUAUAGACUGACUUUAGUAAAAGCUUGGAAUACUGAAGAACUAGAUAACUAUGCUAGCCUUGUUUCAAGGGGAAAUCCUGAUUUCAUUGAAGUGAAAGGUGUCACUUACUGUGGAGAGUCUAAGGCAUCUAAUCUGACGAUGGAGAAUGUACCCUGGCAUACAGAGGUUGUCAACUUUGUUCAGGAGCUAGUGGAUCGGUUGGAUGGGGACUACGAGAUCGCUGCUGAACACGAACAUUCAAACUGUGUUCUUGUUGCAAAUAAAAAGUUCUUGGUGGAUGGAAAAUGGUGGACCUGGAUUGACUAUCCUAAAUUCCAUUCUUUGAUGAAGCGAUUCAAAGCAAGUGGUGGAGAGGAGAAAUUUUCAUCUGAUGAUUACAUGGCACCCACUCCUGAUUGGGCAGUGUUUGGGGCCGAGGAAAGAGGGUUUGAUCCUAAGGAAGAGAGACAUUUCAGGAAAAAGCAAAAGGAUGUUUAGGAGUAUAUACAUUUUUCUGAGCAAAACAUUUUGUGCAAAUCAUUGAUAAUGAUUGUUUCAUUACUUAUAUUUUUUACUUGUAAACCUUUAUUUCAAAUUAAUUUGAUGACUUAUUGUGAAAAAAAGUGAACUCAAAUAAAUUAUAAGUUGAAAAAAUCCAUUAUUAUUCUAUCC